AUGUCGGAAGGGACCCUGAGAGCUCAUCCUGCCGGAGCAGGAGCGCCUGGGUCAGGUCCCACAGGGCGCGGGGACCCGCCGUACGGAGCCCCCGAGGAUGAAGGUGACUACCUGUAUCUGGACGAGGACGGACUGCUGGAGGUGCCGGGGGGCCCGGCCCGCUGCCAGGACUCCUACCAGGACUGGGUGGCCCUGUACUGCUGGGCCCCCUUCCACGCCGCCCUCAUGGCCACCCCCGAGGGCAGCCGCUGCCGCUGGGAGCAGAUCGGGAGCGCCUACAGCGAGCUCUCCGCCUGCACCGAGCUGCUGGCCCAGCUCUUCUCCUGCCCCUGGCCCAGCACCGCCCUCGAUGCCUUCUUCCUGCAGGUCCACGCCGAAUAUUUCAGCAACUGCAGCAGGAUUGAGCCCCCUGGGCCCGGGGGGUUGCCCCCAGGGCUGGCUGCCGCUGCGGCGGUGGGGCUGGGCUGCCUCGUCCCCCUCGCAGCCGCCUUCACCGUCAGCAGAGCCUGGAGAGGGGCUCGGAGCCCGGCGGGCAGCAGCACAGCCCCGGGCGUCCCAGUGCCUGCGUUGGGCUGACAGCAAGCCCCGGGGCUUCAACAGAGGGGG
Oxyura jamaicensis (ruddy duck) is the source of this 606-nucleotide messenger RNA. RefSeq names its product receptor activity-modifying protein 1-like. Bases 1 to 576 code for a protein of 191 amino acids. Gene Ontology annotation, molecular function: coreceptor activity. Gene Ontology annotation, cellular component: membrane; cell surface; signaling receptor complex. Lineage: Eukaryota; Metazoa; Chordata; Aves; Anseriformes; Anatidae. The record is from RefSeq and is a predicted model, not a curated record. Gene Ontology annotation, biological process: receptor internalization; G protein-coupled receptor signaling pathway; calcium ion transport. The transcript has 5 exons.